This is a messenger RNA of Pelobates fuscus (common spadefoot toad), 2024 nucleotides long. RefSeq names its product solute carrier family 23 member 2-like. Gene Ontology annotation, biological process: transmembrane transport. Lineage: Eukaryota; Metazoa; Chordata; Amphibia; Anura; Pelobatidae. The coding region runs from base 13 to 1821 and encodes 602 amino acids. Gene Ontology annotation, cellular component: membrane. Gene Ontology annotation, molecular function: transmembrane transporter activity. The transcript is spliced from 12 exons. The record is from RefSeq and is a predicted model, not a curated record.
CCGACCCUGAACAUGGCAUCCAGUAACAUUAAGGAAAGGAAAACUUGCAUAGAAAUGAAGGGACCUUUAUUCCCAAACAAUGAGGCACAUACCAAAAUGGAAUCUGAAGAUGAAAUUUUAAACCUGGAAUCUGAGCAGAAAAUAAUGCCAAAAAAUAAGUCAGAAAACAAGCCUUCUAUAGAAUUAAUAUACUCAAUCAAUGACAAACCUUCAUGGUAUUUGUGUAUCAUUUUGGCACUCCAGCAUUAUAUUUUGGCGUUUGGAGGUAUAAUCGCCGUUCCAUUAAUACUCGCUGAGCCAUUAUGUGUCAAACAUGACAAUGCUGUGAAAAGCCAGCUUAUAAGCACAAUAUUCUUUGUAUCUGGAAUAUGCACAAUUCUUCAAACAACAAUUGGCACGAGACUUCCUAUUCUCCAAGGAGGUACAUUCAGCCUAAUCACACCAACUCUAGCAAUUUUAUCUUUGCCUCAGUGGAAAUGUCAAGACUCCGAAAUAGCUCCAUUCAAUGGAACUGAGAAAAACUUUACUGCUGAUCCAGAAUUAUGGCAAAGACGCAUGCGAGAAAUUCAAGGUGCAGUGAUUGUUGCCUCUACUCUUCAAAUAAUACUUGGGUUUUCUGGCUUAAUUGGAUUUUUGCUGAAGUUUAUUGGUCCUCUGUCCAUCACACCGACCAUAACGCUUAUUGGACUCUCUUUAUUUAAUGAAGCAGGGAAGAAAUGUGGUACUCAUUGGGGAAUUGCUGCUAUCACUAUGUUACUUAUUGGGGUUUUCUCACAAUACCUCAGAGAUAUAGAAUUACCUCUACUAACUUAUAGCAAAGGAAAAUUGAAGAUCAUCAAGUAUCCUGUUUUCAAAUUGUUUCCUGUUCUUCUGGGCAUGUGCUUGUCCUGGCUUAUCUGUUAUAUUUUAACAUAUUUCGAUGCAAUAUCAAAAAGUCCGACAAGUUAUGGAUAUGCUGCUAGAACCGAUAUAAAUUCUGAUGCCAUACUCAAUUCACCAUGGUUUCAUGUUCCAUAUCCAGGUCAAUGGGGAUGUCCUACUGUAAGCCUCUCUUCGGUACUAGGGAUGUUAUCUGGUGUGCUGUCUUCUACUAUAGAGUCGGUCGGAGAUUAUUACACGUGUGCAAGGUUAUCAGGAGCACCACUUCCACCUACUCAUGCAUUAAAUCGAGGGAUUGGGAUGGAGGGCAUUGGAUGCAUUUUGGCUGGUAUUUGGGGGACAGGAAAUGGAACAACAUCAUACAGCCAGAAUAUUGCAGCCUUGGGAAUUACUAAGGUUGGAAGUCGCACAGUUUUGCAAACUGCUGGAAUUCUACUAAUUAUUUUAGGGCUUUUCGGAAAAUUUGGAGCAAUUUUCAUUACUAUACCUGAGCCAGUCAUUGGUGGCAUGUUCAUGAUAAUGUUUGGCAUGAUUGCUGCUGUGGGCAUUUCAAAUCUUCAGUUUGUGGAUUUAAAUUCCUCCAGAAAUCUAUUUGUUCUGGGUUUUUCCUUAUUCAGUGGUCUUGUCAUUCCAACAUGGCUGGCAGACAAUCCAGGGGUUAUCGCUACAGGUAUAAAGGAAGUUGAUCAAACAUUAACCGUUCUUCUCACAACACAUAUGUUUGUUGGAGGAUUCUUUGGAUGUUUUUUGGAUAACACGAUUCCAGGUUCAGAUGAAGAAAGAGGAACCUCAGCUUGGUAUAAACAAAUGCAUGGAGACAAAACUAAUGGCAACAAAGGACAAUCUUGUUAUGAUCUGCCUUUUAUCACAAAAUACCUAAGAAAGCUUUCAUGGAGCCGAUACAUUCCAUUCUUACCAACAUUUCAGAUGGAGAAAAAUUAACACUCUUAUUGCUCUUUACCGUAUAUUCCUUUCACUUAUUAAGCAAUGCAAGUGAUGUUCUUUCAUUUAACAUACUAACUAAGUGCCAGAGGAGUAAGUAGUAAGACAUUCAUUUAUAAUUAAUUGUUCAUCCUUUGGGCAUUUCACUGAGAUUUGCCUUUAAAAGCAUUGAUUAAUGUAUUUCUGCUUUGAAAUAUACUUUU